UCCACCUUCGAGCUAGUAUUUGCAAGAGUCAAACAGUAUGGCCGAGAGCUAUCGGGUGGCAGCGAUACCGCCGUACACGGAGCUGGGCGAAGGACCGCACUGGGACAUUGCCCGUCAGAGUUUGUACUAUGUGAGCCUUACCGAUGCGUUGAUCUACCGGUGGGACUAUCGCGAGGGCAAAGUGUACUCGGCAUCGAUCGAUGGCAUACGGUUCGCAACGUUCAUCGUGCCGGUGAAGGGUAGGUCGGAUUGUUUCGUCAUCGGCGACACGAUUCGGUUGCUGGUGAUACGGUGGGACGGCAAAGCGUCCAAAGCGACGAUUGUGCGGGAGCUGGCGUGCCUGGGACCGGACCAUGUGGACAAUCGUUUCAACGACGGUAAGGUUGAUCCCUGGGGCCGGCUUUACGUGGGUUCGAUGCUGAACGAAUCUGCUGGCAAUCCAUUCGAGAAGGCAACCGGUGCACUGUGGCGCUACUGUGACCGUACCGGGCAGAUGGUCGAGCAGGACCGGAACAUGUACAUUUCGAACGGGUUGGCCUGGAAUCGGGCGACGAACAAGUUUUACUUUGUCGAUUCCGGUGCGAAUCACAUCAAGGAGUACGACAUCGAUCUGGAUGGCAAUUUGAUCAAUCCGAGAAUUUGGUACGAUUUCAAGCCGGACGGGGCCGAUCCGGGCUAUUUCGGCGACGGUAUGACGAUCGACAGUGAGGGCAAUCUGUAUGUGGCGUGCUUCAACGGUUACAAAGUGGUGAAAAUCUCUCCGGAGAAAAAGAUUCUGGCAGAAUAUAAAGUUCCAGCGAAACAAGUCACAUCUGCAUCGUUCGGAGGACCGAAACUGGAUGAUUUGUUUGUGACGACAGCGGCGAAGAAUUUGGUUGGACCUCAAGAGGAACCGGCCGGAGCGGUGUUUAAGAUAUCCGGAAUUGGUGCGAAGGGAUUGGCAAUGAAUGAGGUCGUGCUGAAGGUUUAAAAUUGAGACUAAAGAGUGUUGGUAUUUGUUGGAAA
Messenger RNA from Anopheles merus, 1005 nucleotides. RefSeq names its product regucalcin-like. The transcript is spliced from 4 exons. Lineage: Eukaryota; Metazoa; Arthropoda; Insecta; Diptera; Culicidae. Gene Ontology annotation, molecular function: calcium ion binding; gluconolactonase activity. The coding region runs from base 38 to 970 and encodes 310 amino acids. The record is from RefSeq and is a predicted model, not a curated record. Gene Ontology annotation, biological process: L-ascorbic acid biosynthetic process.